Limanda limanda (common dab) is the source of this 3025-nucleotide messenger RNA. RefSeq names its product phosphotriesterase related (gene pter). Bases 155 to 1204 code for a protein of 349 amino acids. The transcript has 5 exons. NCBI's taxonomy places the organism in Eukaryota, Metazoa, Chordata, Actinopteri, Pleuronectiformes, Pleuronectidae. Gene Ontology annotation, biological process: catabolic process. The record is from RefSeq and is a predicted model, not a curated record. Gene Ontology annotation, molecular function: zinc ion binding.
AGAAGAAGAAGAAGAAGAAGAAGAAGAAGAAGAAGAAGCCACACGUUUAGCGGAUCAGCUGUUUGCAGGUGACAGCUGCAGAAGAAGUGAAGAUCAGUGCGAAACACUGAUACACUGAAACGAGGCUGCGGUGGAACCCACUGAUCGGAGAACCAUGUCUGAGUUGUCGGGGAAAGUCCAGUCUGUCCUGGGCCUGCUGGACCCGGAGCAGCUGGGCCGCACCAUGACCCACGAGCACCUGACCAUGACCUUCGGCUGCUGCUACUUCCCUCCCCCCCCGGGCGACGAGGCGGUGGCGGAGAACCCGUUCCAGAUGCAGCACAUGCACUGGCUGAGGCAGAACCCCUACAGCUGCCACGAGAACCUGCUCCUGAUGCAGGAGACCGCCGCCGUGCGGGAAGAGCUGCUGGCUUACAGGAAGGCCGGGGGGGGCACCAUAGUGGAGAACACCACCACGGGCAUCGACCGGGACCUGCCCACCCUCCGGCAGCUGGCCAGAGACACCGGGGUGCACGUCAUUGCGGGAGCGGGGUUCUACGUCGACUGCACCCACUCCGAGGCCACGAGGAACCUGAGCGUGGAGAAGCUCACGGACAUCAUCGUGGGGGAGGUGCUUCACGGCGCCGACGGGACGGACAUCCGCUGCGGUGUGAUCGGAGAGAUCGGCACCGGCUGGCCAAUCACCGAGAGCGAGAAGAAGGUGCUGAUGGCCACGGCUCACGCUCAGGCUCAGCUCGGCUGCCCGGUCAUCAUUCAUCCCGGCAGAAAUCCCGCCGCCCCGGCUGAAGUCGUCCGGAUUCUGCAGGAGGCCGGCGGAGACAUCGGCAAAACUGUCAUGUCUCACCUGGACAGGACUAUAUUUGAUGAGGGUGAACUGCUGGAGUUCGCUAAACUGGGGAGUUACCUGGAGUACGAUCUGUUUGGAACGGAGAUGCUGAACUACCCGUACGACCUGGAGCUGGACAUGCCCAGCGACAGUCAGAGGGUGAAGACCUUGGCGUUCCUGGUGAAGGAGGGCUACGAGGACAAGAUCUUGAUCGCUCACGACAUCCACACCAAGAACCGCCUGACCAAGUACGGCGGCCACGGCUACUCUCACAUCCUGAACAACAUCGUGCCGAAGAUGCUGCGGAGGUGCAUCUCGCAGCAGCAGGUGGACAAGAUUCUCAUCGGCAACCCCAAACGCUGGCUGACCUUCAAAUAAAGCGCCAAUCAAAAGAAGAGACGCGAGACAGGAGUUUUCAUGUAGCGAUUAUUUUAUCUCCCGAUGAUGGCCGCACACCCCAAAAUUGAAUAUUUGCAACAUAACUCUGCAAUAAUCACAGUUCAAAGAUACUCCUAAAUGUGACUUUGAGCCCAAACCAAUAAAUUCACAGUUCAUUUGUCUUUAAUGUUCACGUUUCCAAAUUUCCCAGCAAAGCAAAAUGUUUCAUCGCUUUGUAAAAGAUCAUUAAAGGGACUCUUACCUUUGUUGCAUUUGAGAAUUACAGCACAUUCAAAUCAUCCCGCCUUCCUCCAAUGCCCCACCCCCUCGUUCCCAUCCGCGGUGUUUUUUUGAAGAAACUUUAUUUACAAGCAGACUUACAAUUACUGCCUCCGCACACGCACGUGAGUUUUUGUUUACCAAAGCAAUGGAUUCGGUAAGUUAUAUACAUUUACAUUCACAUGCCUUGAUGACGCGGGCCCGAAUGCGCCACAAGAAGCAGACGGAAAACCUGCAUGUCCAUGCAGCAAACAGACAGGUCUGUCGGCCAAUAAGGUCCUUCGGUCCGAAGAAUUUUAUUGGUUGAAGUUUUCACUAAAUAUUAUGAGAGUGAAAUAAUUGUUUGUUUUUACUCCUGGUGGGUCUGUCUUGCAUUUUAGAGUGUCAUUACCUUAUUAAUACCAAUUUAACCUUAUCCAAAAAAAGUGUAAAAAUGCAACAAAGGUAAGAGUCCCUUUUAAAGGCUGUUGUUUUAACUUUUUAUAGACACGCUUAUUAAGCAGAACUUCAUUUUAUAUUGUGAUUAUACAUUAUUCACUUUCUAAGCAAAUUGAAUAUCGGAGCCUUGCAAGGAUCACAGUGCUUCUAAUUAGCAGCGUUAUGUUUUGGUCCCAUCGAUGCAGUUGUUUUUUUUCUUGUCUGCAGGAAUGUGAAUUCAAUCUAAGACACAUUUUCUCUAUUUUUCUGGAGGUAUUUUUCGACGGGCGCUGCUCACACACACGGUGCUAAUUCAUCUCUUGCUUUUCAAUGACGGCGCCGUAGCUGCUUUCUUUGUAUUUGUUAGUGACAUUUCUGCAAACACGCUUUACGGGAGGUAAAUAAUGAGCGCGUCGGUAAUCAGUAUGCUGCUCGGCUCUCGACACAAUGUGCCUCGUGUUAGAUGAGUUGUCCUGUCGCCCCUCAGUGGGUGUCUGGCUGUCUACGGGAGGCUGGCUGUCUGGCAGGGCCCAGAUGAAGGACAUGUUCUCCUCUCACCUGGAAACAGGUGGCCUCGCAGGGUGACUUCGCCACAUGAUCAAUGGCGUGAUCGCAACAGCUGACUGUGCACGGCGGAAAAAAAAACCCUGUGUAACUUUUGAUUAAUCUUCCGAGAGGGAUUACAAAGUGAGCCGGAGGAUUUCAUUUUACAAUACAUUUAACAUCGUGGCCGACAGUGUUAUCUGGAGGAGCUUGACAAUCCGCGGGCAGAUCGAUGAAUGUUGUUGAGCCGGAGGAAACGUUUCUGUCCGAGCGACUGUCCAGUUUUUGUGAUGGUGACUAACUACCAGAACUCCCCCGUCGCCCCAACCAGCUGUCACAUUGAGACAGACAAGAAAAAUGAGUGGCGCUGAUUAUUUUUUGAGAACAGUGCUUCAAUGUGAACAUCAGAAAGGCCCGUUACAGAUUUCAACUUCUCCAAGUGUGCCAAUGCUGCUGAAGAGUUUCAAAUGUUAAAUCGUUAUAUUCAUGCAUCACUACAGCUUUAGACAUUUUCACCCAAAAUGCAACAACUAUCACAUAUUUGUUUUUUGAAAGAAUAAAGCACACACGUGGGACUAACAA